Phaeodactylum tricornutum CCAP 1055/1 is the source of this 768-nucleotide messenger RNA. RefSeq lists its product with no specific name. Gene Ontology annotation, cellular component: chloroplast thylakoid. The annotation marks the transcript as partial. The record is from RefSeq and is a predicted model, not a curated record. The transcript is spliced from 2 exons. Lineage: Eukaryota; Bacillariophyta; Bacillariophyceae; Surirellales; Neidiaceae. Gene Ontology annotation, biological process: proteolysis. Gene Ontology annotation, molecular function: ATP hydrolysis activity; ATP binding; ATP-dependent peptidase activity.
CUUGCAUCUUCCGAUCUUCCUAUGGCAAGCUUUGAGGAGAUUCAAGGAAUUGACGAUGCUAAGCUGGAAGUCAUGGAAUUAGUGGACACAUUGCGAAACCCGGAAAAGUACGCCAUUUUAGGUGCCCGAGCACCUACAGGACUGUUGCUUGAAGGACCUCCCGGUACGGGAAAGACAAUGUUGGCCAGGGCGACCGCUGCUUCCGCCGGUGUUCCACUAUUGUACUGUUCUGGUAGUGACUUUGUUGAGAUGUUUGUUGGUCGGGGAGCUGCUCGGGUGCGUAAACUUUUUGAACGAGCAGCGCGUCUGUCGCCGUGCAUUAUUUUUGUGGACGAACUUGACGCACUUGGCAAAUCUCGCGAUGCCGGCGGUGGAAUAGGACCCUUUUCACGAAGUAAUGACGAAGCUGAGCAAACUUUGAAUCAGCUACUAGCAUGCAUGGAUGGACUUGAUAGCUCCAGGAGGAUUUGUGUGCUGGCUGCAACAAAUCGAAAAGACGUACUAGACUCAGCGUUGAUUCGUCCGGGACGGUUCGAUCGCAUUGUUAAAUUGAAACUGCCGGACACAAACGGCCGUGAAAAUAUUUUGCGAGUGCAUUGUACAAAGUUGCCCGGCUUUCAAGAAGGAUCCGGAGUCGACUCGAAUCGGACAGGGUCGCUUGGAAAGGGUAGGAGAGUCGAUUUGGCCGCGAUAUCUGUAAUGACGGAAGGGUUCAGCGGCGCCGAGCUGGAAUUUUUGGUCAAUGAAGCCGCAAUUCGGGCCGUACGA